CGCAGUAAACAUUUGAACUCAGCAUCAUUCACAGAAUGACUACUAAUAACCUUAGACCAACAACAAAUAUAAUUUGACCCCUCUCUAUCACAUUUAACUUCUCCCGAGGGAACCAACCCAACACUCUCUUAAACGUCCAUUCACUUUCUUACUUACAAAAUUACUACAGUAUCUUUCCUUUUUAUGUUUAUGAUAACGAAAUUAGAGAAACCCCUAGACUCUCACACACAACAAAACUGGCUGGCCUGCGAGGCUAUCAUUUAUAGGUCAUACGAGCCAUUUCCAAUGACGGCGAGCUUAACAUUGAUCCUCUGAUAUUAGAGGGCCCUCUUAUGAGCAAGGGGAUAGAGUUCUCACAUUCAGUCGCAUGCGACAUUGCUGUUUCUAGUUUGCAGUUUGCAAAGCAGACAUCAUGGAGGAGCUAGAGCAAGAGAGUCUGGAUGGCUCGUCCAUAGUAGGAACAUAAUUUAGAAGGUCAUGAAUAGUCUGCUAACACUUGAACUAUCUAGAAACCGGUCUCAUCUCUGCUGUGUCAUUUCGAACAAAUGGCAAAUGCCCAACCGACCAAUAACACCGCAACCAGAGGAGUAUCUCCAAAAGGUUUCAGGAAUAUUGCAAAUUCUGGGGAUGCUGCCAGAGCAGCGCCAGCCAUACCAAAUCGACCAGAGACAAUAUCGCAUUUGGCGGACUCAGUUCAAGCUGCGAGAGGUCGUGAUGCAGAAGCAAGUGAUGUUACACUGCGGCCUCCGCGUGCCAAUGGCGGUCGAAAGUUAUCCCCAUCGCCCACUCGUGUUAUUUCUCCAAGGCCAACAUCAACCGCUCCUCCCGCUGUUACUGUUCAACCACCCCAGUCACCUCAAAAGAUACAAAGUUCAAAUGUUUCAUUGGCAAACAUCCCGGCAUAUUUAUCUACAGAUGCGCCGUUCUCAGCCUCGUCCAAUACUUCCUCCCAAGGGCAGUUCAGAAUUCCUAGUCGAUCCAAUACACCCUUGUCAGAUACCAAAAACUCAUCCUCAUAUCCGUCUUCGCUCCCACCCUCGCCACCUCCUCCUAGACGAUCGGGCGAAGUGAGAAGGAAUUCCUCUUUUAGAGUAGGACCUCCACCGAUUAAUCGCGCCGACAAACCUAAGAUAUCGAGUAAACCAGUAGGCUUCAGUUCAAGUGCAGAAAGUGUGAACUUGGCUCCUAUAUCUGUCCAAAUACCUAUAGAAAAGACGUCGCCGUUUAGUAGCCCUCCAAGUAGCGGAGGAAGCCUUGAAAACGAAUAUCCGGUAGCGCCUUCCUUGCCGCGGAAUAGGCCACGGCCAGUCUCAUACACUCCUUCAUCGAGAUCCUUCGAGCCUCCGCCUAGACACCAUGGGAUUUCAAAUAGACAGAGAGAUCAGGAGGCGAAUGGUCUAGGGCGUAGUCUGAUAUCCGCACAGUUCACAGGGGGUGACCGAAGACCUGCGUUACCCAACAGAGCCCAUGUGACUCCAGAAAUUUCCAGCAAUCGGCCUAUGCCACCACCACCUCCUCGACCUCCUGUUGACAGAUCAAGACCUCCCGUGACUAAUGCUAUGCUGACUGAAGGUGGACUAAAUUCGGCGACUCCCCAAAAAAGAGUUCUCUCGAACCCUACGGGACAAUUGCAAACUCCACCAAGAUCUCAUGGAAGAUCCAUGACGGUUGAUAGGACAAGCGACAGGACGCCAGCCGAGUUUAGAACUCCGAUAGUUUCUGUUUCAACUAGAACUGACCCUCGCCCUUCGAUGGAUGUCCCUUCUACUCCAGUAACUAGGGAAGGCCUGUCUUUCAAGGCAGGUGAGUAUCCUGACACCUCUCACUCGAACCGUAGGCCUCCAUACUUCGCUAAAGGGACGUACGAAAUUCCGACAAAGUACGAUACUCGCAUUCUAGAUGUGUGCGGAGAAUAUGUGUGCACAACUGGUCACAUAACCAGGGUUUGGAGCUUGUUAGAUGGUGGAUCAUUAAUGACCCUACCCCAUACUGAAGGAAUCAAGUUUGUUUCCGUAGCUUUCAAGCCAGCUGCGGAAGUGCAAAAUGAGGGCUCGAGGCUGUGGUUGGGGAACAAUAUUGGAGACCUCAUUGAGGUUGAUAUCUCAAGUGGAAGCAUUGUUACAAGCAAGUCAAACGCCCAUACUCGGCGUGAGAUAAUAAAGAUUUACCGACAUUCGAAGGAAUUGUGGACGCUUGAUGAUGGUGGAACACUGCAUUUAUGGGCUCCAGACGAUAGUGGCGAACCCAAUCUGACAAAUCCAUCCCAGAGCUAUCGGCUUCCGAAAGGGCAUACAUUCUCGCUGGUUGUCGACGACGAAUUGUGGUAUGUAGCAGGCAAAGAUAUCCGGAUUUUUAUCCCAACACUGGAUGGAAGUGCUCAGUUUCAAGUGUUACAGCGUCCCAUUCAUCAACCAGAUGCGGGCGAGAUAACAUCGGGGGCUGUCAUAAAUUCUCAGCCUGACCGCAUAUACUUCGGUCAUGUUGAUGGAAAAGUAAGCAUAUAUUCUCGGCAUGAUUAUGCAUGCUUAGGAAUAAUCAAUAUCAGUGUCUAUAAAAUCACAUCUCUUGUAGGUGUAGGCAGUUAUCUUUGGGCUGGCUUUAGCACCGGUAUGGUAUAUGUAUACGACACUACUUAUACUCCAUGGGUUGCAAAGAAAGAUUGGCGUGCUCACCAUGAUCCACUCAUUGGCCUAUUCGUCGAUCGCAGCAGCUUUUGGAUGCUUGACCGGGAACAUGUUAUCUCCUUAGGCCAGGACAAUAUGAUACGAGCAUGGGAUGGAAUGCUCCAGGAUGAUUGGAUGGAGCAACGGAUGCAAUCGCAAGAAGCAGAUUUUUGCAAGCUCACACCAAUCAAGACUUUGGUUAUGACGUGGAACGCAGGCGCAUCUACGCCAUACCAUCUUCAACAAUCCGAUCAGGAUUCAAGGUUCUUGCCUCAACUUCUGCAAGACAGCGACCGGCCAGAUAUAUUAGUCUUUGGAUUCCAAGAAUUGGUUGAUUUAGAAGAUAAAAAGACGACUGCCAGUAAGUACUCUGCCGAACUCUACGACUUAUUUUUAACCAUUUGGCAGAAAGCUUCUUCAAAUCCAAGAAGAAGGAGAAAGAUUCCGAUCAUGAACAUAUGAGUCACCAAUAUCGAAAUUGGCGAGACUUCCUCAUCAGAUGCUUAGAUGAUUAUGUUCAGGGCGAGAUAUACCACUUGCUUCACACGGCAAAUCUAGUCGGUCUUUUCACGUGUGUAUUUGUUAGAUCGCCUCUUCUACCCCGAAUCAAAAACAUCAAUGCCGCUGAAGUCAAGAGGGGAAUGGGUGGGCUUCACGGGAACAAGGUAAGGGAUUGUUGCAAAUUUCUGCUAGUAACAUGAGUUUCCUAACGUACAUUAGGGUGCAUUAAUUCUUCGAUUUGUGUUGGACGAUACGUCGAUGUGCUUCAUCAACUGCCAUCUUGCCGCUGGGCAAACCCAAACGAAAGAUCGGAACACAGAUAUAAGUAUGAUCCUUGAAAGCCAGGUUUUGCCUGCAGAACGUGAUCACGGUGUUCGCAUAGAUACUUUUGUAGGAGGUGGUGAUGGAACAAUGAUCCUCGAUCAUGAGAUUUGCAUCUUAAACGGUGACUUAAAUUACCGUAUCGAUACUAUGGGCAGGGAUACCGUGGUUAAUGCGGUCAAGGCUAAUAACCUGGCAAAACUUCUUGAGCGAGACCAACUGCUUGCCUCAAAACGCAAAAACCCUUGGUUUAGAUUGCGCGCUUUUCACGAACUACCUAUUACUUUCGCGCCGACCUACAAAUAUGACGUAGGAACGGACAAUUAUGAUACAAGUGAGAAGAAGAGAGCACCCGCCUGGUGUGAUCGCCUACUUUACCGUGGACAUAAUCGGGUGGAGCAGCUCGAUUACCGUCGACACGAGGUACGUGUGUCUGAUCAUAGACCAGUAACUGGACUAUUCAACAUGGUUGUCAAGACUAUUUACCCCCAGAAGCGUGCCGUGAAAUGGGAGGAAUGUUUGCAGAACUUUCAAAGGUUGAAAGAACAGCUUGGUGCUGAAGCCAGGUAAGCAUCAUAUUUCACAGUUUCCAAUCGUUUGUGACUGCAUUAUAGUUUACCAACACUAAUCAACUUAUUAGGCUUGAUUACCUUACAAAUGUUGUGGGUUUUGAUCUUAAAACUAGUCAAAAAAUAGUUGCCUCAGACCCGGCAACCCACGGGACCUCCUGAGUGAGCCGCGUCAAGUCCUACCUAGGUGGCUAGAGGUCUGAAUAGAGAUGUAGCGUAAAAGACAUAUAUUAAACUUCGCCAUGAGUUAAAUAUCAAAACACGAAUAGUAGCGACGUGGCCCUAGCGGUACUCAGCUUAAGGGCUUAAGGUAUGCGACACCAUAUGCCACAAAAUGAAAUUGUGGAUGACUUAAGGAAUGGGCACGUGAUUGAUGAAAUAGUUGGGAGACUAAAAUAGCAGAUGUCAUAAUGUAUGAGCCAAGCCAAGCCGUUGUGUCUGGUUCUGGCACUUCGCAUCUUGGCUCACUCACUAUUCAGGAACGUCCCCGCAUCAUAGAUGAUAGAAGUAAUAUCCAUCCAUAGAUUGGCAUAUUUAGAGAUUCCGAUGACGAUAUCAAGGGAAAGAAAAGAAACUUAGGAACUUCAAUAGUUUGUACCUCAAAAUUCGCAGUCGGCUGGCUUUACUGGUAGGAGCUUGUUGAUGAGAGUAAAUAAAUAUCAAUUCCCACAACCAUAUUUGCUUUGCG
Molecule: messenger RNA, 4742 nt
Organism: Sclerotinia trifoliorum
Lineage: Eukaryota; Fungi; Ascomycota; Leotiomycetes; Helotiales; Sclerotiniaceae
Source: the annotation of a GenBank genome assembly